Vitrella brassicaformis is the source of this 4180-nucleotide messenger RNA. NCBI's taxonomy places the organism in Eukaryota, Vitrellaceae. The record is from the annotation of a GenBank genome assembly.
GAAGAGGGAAGGGCCGACCUAGCAGUAGCGGCCAGAGGUCCUGUGUAUCACUCCUGAGGGUGAGAGAUGAAAGAAGCACAAAAAGAACCAUCGAGAAGCGCCAUAUGUGCCCCGCUGGUUGGCUGUGCUGCUCAUUGUAGGCAUCCCCUCAUCCGUUUGGCGUCGGCCGCCCACCAUGUGGCAGCGCGUGUUGUCAGGCCAGCCUCCUGACGGCAUGAAUGAGGGCUGAUCUACGCCAGGGAAUCUGUGUCAAUGACCAGCUCGAGAUAUCGUCCCUCCGGCAUCAAUGCAGCCACCGCAACGCUCUCGUCGCCAGACGAGCUGCCAGAUAAUGCCCUCGACAACAGUCUGAGGGCGGUGGCCGCGGAGGCCGCCGAAGCUGUGAUCAGCGGACGUGGAGACCGCGAGGCCCUGAGGAAGAAGCUGCUCGACCAGCGUAAGAAGCUGCUCGACCAGCAUGUGCUGACGCGCGUCUUUCACGCAUUCACCGAUGGCGGCAACACGGUCCGCCAGGACAUUGCUGCAUGCGUGCUGAUCCACCACGCCACACACAAGGACCUCGCCCACGCCAUCAUCUGUCUAUGUGGGUCGCCUCAACGGUUCAUCAGCAGUCUCGCCCCACUGCUGACAGAGACCGACCAUGACGGCGUUGCGACCGUCACCUUGGCACUGCUGCGUAUGGCCAUGACCAAGGGCCGAGAGGAGGGAAAUGCGGCCGACUAUCGAGACCAUUGUGUGCAGCACCACCCCGCCGUCUUCGGCAAGGCAGUGGCGCUGGCGGGCAAGAUCGCAGGGGAGCGCAGCAUGCAGGCCGUCAACUUCCUGCUGUCGGCCUUUUCGCCCGAUGGUGAAUUCGGCCCGCCCUUCCCGGGCCCUUCUGCUGUGUCGACAUUGGUGUGGGUGGGAUUGUUUCGGGUCGUCGUGCGCGUGCUGACUUGUGAGGACCAGGAAACUCGCGACGAAUUGUAAGCCAACAGUUGAUGGCCAGGGACAGGCAGACGGGGGGAGAAUGGCUCUUUCUGAUGCUGCUCUCUCUCUUUUCUUUUUUGUCUUGUUGUUUGUUUGACUGCUUCAGUUUUGGCCGCGGUGUGUCUGUCACAGCACUCAUCAAGGAGCACAUUACAUCUGUGGCCCACACGGGUAUGUAUGUAGUCAGGAUGAGGCUACCUACAUAGACAGACCCACACUGUCUGUGGUCGUGCUGAUGUGCUGAUGGUGGCUGACCUCAGGAUCGAAUGAUGACCAUGCUGCGUACCUGGCUGCGAUGGACGAGCAUGUCUACGAGUACGUCGACACGAUGGCGGCCACCCUGACGUCUCGCCAGGCAGACAGGCAGGUGCGUGCGGGGGCCGCCGUCUGCCUCAUGCGCAUCUUCGACUUCUGCUCCGAAUUCGCGAACGCCGCAGAGAUAGGUCAGUGCACGGGUGUGUGUGACAUCGCAUCAAUUGCUGGCUGGCUGCGUGUUUGCGUCUGGGCAGGUCCGGCUUACCUUGCGACUCUGUCGGAUGGCCCCGUCCAGCGUUUGAUGAGAGUGCCCAAGGCCCUGCAGGCAUACGCCGCGGCCGCCAAGGACCUCAGCAUCAACAUGGCUGCUUGCUCUCUAGCAUCAACAUGGCUGGUUGUCCCGCAGAUGCUGGCCGGUGAGCGAAUCAAACGAGGGCUGCAUGGGUGGGAAGUUAACGAAGCAAUGCCUUCUUGUGGGUGUGCUGCAUAAAUGUCUGCAGCGUGUGGCCAUCGUGAUGCCGUGUACUCUUCCGGAUGCAUCUCGAUGGCGUCGGAUACCGCCAAGCGCCUCGACAAGAGGCCUCUUGUCGAGGUGGCCCCCUGUGCGGCGGCUCUUCAGAACAUCGUCGGACGCGACACAGACCUCACCGACGUGCGCGCCAAGGUCAGUCCGGAUGGAUGGAUGGAUGCGUCCACGGUCAUUGUGUGUUGCCCAUUUGCAGAUUGCUGUGCGUGACGGCCUUCCAGGGGUGCUGUGUGACGUGGCCCACGCCUGCAUCAAGGGGGGUCACAUCGAUCAACAGAAGGUGAAUGAGUUCAUAGACUUCGCCGUCAGAAAUCUUCAGGCACUCGUCAGGUACGCACACACACACACAGACGCCUGUGGUGGGCGAUUGGCGUCUUGGUUGAGGAUGAUGGGUAUUCCUGUGUGGAUGUGUCUUGCCGGUGCAGCUAUGGUGAUCGCGUGAGCAGCCGAGGGGGCAAGUUCCGGCCCAACAGCGUCACGCAGGCCAUUCUGCAGCACGAGGCCGUCAAGACGAUGCGGGCGGCCGCUGCCCGGCCGCCGGCGAGACGCAAGGGACACCAGCAGCAGCAGCAGCAGCAAUUGACAGUGCCCAAGAAGGUGGGAAGUUAUGGGCACGUGACGGCUCACACGGGCAGUGUCCAUAUCGAUGUACGUAUCGUGUGUCAGCUGUUGGAUCUGUUUGACGAGAUAGAGAGUGCGGCCAGCAAGCGUGCUGAGAGGCUCAUCGCAGAGCUGGACAUUGAGGGCACACAGGAGGGGGCCGAGGACACCAACGGCAGCAAGGGCGUCAAGAAGAAGUCCUCCAAGGGCAAGAGGGGCGGCAAGGGAGCCUCUACCAAGGAGUCGCCGUCACCAUCCAGGUCACCGCCAGAAAAAGAAAGAGCACAUCCACGUAAAUGAGCGGAAUGUGUGUGCGUGUGUAUGUGCCGAUCGAUAGCUGUGGCGCCAACAACGUAUCGGAAGACCACAGCGAGCGGCAAGAUGAGGACACAGAGGAGCAUGAUGGCCUUCCAGGUCCCCCCGGCCCGUCGCCCCCCUCCCCUCCCCGACCCUCAUACUCGUACUCAUCGUCCUCCGCAUCGGCUGCUGGCGGAACCUCUGUGUCGGUGGGGGGAGGCCAUGGGCAGCAGCAAGGGGCGGGUGGCGGUGGCGAUGAUGGCGGCGGCUUCCUCACCGUCGGCCGCAAAAGGAGGGGCGGCAAAGGCACUGGCGCCCACACACAGCAGCAGACCAACAUAGCUGACAAACCAGUCGAGAAGUAAAGCCGACCAAAGCACUCCACCACACUGAGCACUGACAACUCCGGUGUGCCUGUGUCAUCAGCUCGGGAGUCUUCCCGUCAUCGUCUUCGUCCGAGUCGACGCGGCCCUCCUCAUCGCAGUCGUCUGUGUCUGGCGGCCCCCGCAACGCGCCAGCCGUGCCCUUCCCUCUGCCGCCCCGCCCGGCCGCCCCGCCCCCACAGCCUCCCAACAGACACACAUAUACACCCACACCCACACCAGCACCAUCCAGCAGCCGUGGUGGCUCUGACGAGCAGGGCCUCGCCCCAUCGGCAGCCGGGGGCAGUAGCAGUAGCACUUUGGAGAGGGCGGUGGAGGUGGAGGGCCGCGGUGGUCAGCACAGGUACGCACAGAGCAGCCGAGAAGCAGACACCUGUCCUUCUGUCAAUUGCGUGUGUGGUCGCCUCCAGGUGUGGUGGUGGGGUGAGUGAGUUGGAUGCGCUGCACCAGCAGCUCGAGGCCAUGAGAGUCGAGAAGGAGGCCAUGCAGAGGACAAACGAGGCCAUACUCAAGGAAAUCAAGCGCGAGAAGGAGAGGUAAUCCUACCAACACCUGACCUGCACACACUAUGGGCGACUGCAUUCACCGCUGUUUGUUUGCUGCAGACUAGAGGAGAGCACUGAGUGUGACAUCUGCAUGGCUGAGAAGAAGUCCAUCGUACUCAUCCCAUGUGUAAGCCGACGCACAGGCACAACGGCUCACCUGUCCCUCUCAGCCAUCAUGCGCUGCCCACCUCUGUGUGUGUGUGUGUGUGUGUGUGUGUUUACAGCGCCACUUCUGUCUGUGCGGUGUGUGCUGCGGCCUUGAUGUCCAAGCCAGUGGCCCAGCGGCCGUGUCCCCGGUGCCGACAGGCCAUCACGGCCACUCGACACGUCUAUCUGUGAGUGCGGGGCCAUGUUGUUAGCGACCUACUCGUGUGGUGCUACGGCGCACGAGAGAGGAGGGGUGACUUUGAGGACAGACGGGGGAUGAUAGACACCCACCACCACCCAGGCACAUCGAGGGGGCGCGUGUGGUGGGUCGCAUGUGUAGACGGCAGCUGUCUGUGUGACUGUGCAUAGCUUAUCUGACUUGCUGGCUGACUGACUGAGUGGCAGGGAGGCGUGCAUCAUGAUGUGACCGUCGAUCGAUCGAUGGAUGUGUACAGACU